AUGUAUCUUAAUCCAACGGAUUUUCCAAAAGCUUUAAAUGAUAUUAAGAAAACCUCAUUAUCUCACUCAACCUGUAAAUUAGUUAUAUUUGUUUCUUGUUUAAAUAUAGAUGCUCUAUGUGGUGCAAAAAUAUUGGCUUCUUUGUUUAAGAAAGAAUUAAUACCAUACCAAUUAAUUCCUGUUGUUGGAUAUUCAGAAUUGAAAAACCAUUACUCAAAAUUAGAUGAUGACAUAAACAAUAUUAUACUCCUAGGAUGUGGUGCAAUGAUUGAUAUAGAAACAAUAUUAAAUGUUGAUCCCGAUAAUUUUUUAGAAGUUUAUAGAAGAAAAAUAUACGUAAUUGAUGGUCAUAGACCCUGGAAUUUAGAUAAUAUUUUUGGCUCCCAAAUUAUAGUAUGUUUUGAUGAUGGCUUGAUUGAUCAAGAUUUAGUAGAUCAAAAACAUGCUUAUGAAAGCUUAGUGGAUCUACAAAAAGACGAUGAAAGCGAAAAUGAAAAUGAAAAUGAAGAUCACAUAAUUGAAAUAAAAGAACCGAAUAAUGAUAAAGAGGAAAUUAUCAGUGAUAAUAAUGCUGAUGAAAAAACAAAUAAAAAACCUACCAUCUCUAAAAAAGCAUUAGUAAUGAAAAACGAACAAAUUAUAGAGGAUUACUACUCUCAAGGUUCAACUAUAAUAACAUCAAUUACAAUCCAAAUAUACUCGAUGCUUUCAUUAAUAGAUGACGACAUUUCAAAUGAUAUUGAUAUUUUAUGGUUAUCGAUUAUUGGAACAAUGUCAUUAGAUAACAAAUACCCACAAAUAUAUAAAAGACUAUAUCCUUUACUAAGAGAUGAGGUUAUUAGAUUGAAUCCGACUGCAAGUUAUUCAUAUUUAUCUUCAAAUAAAGCAGAUCAGUCAUUAAUAAAAAUGGAUAAGGAUUAUCAUUUAUUUUUACUUCGACAUUGGUCUCUUUAUAAUAGUUUUUUUUAUUCUAAUUAUGUCAAUUCCAAAUUAUUACUAUGGCAGGAAGAAGGUAGAAAAAAAUUAAAUAAGAUGUUUGCUAAAAUGGGAAUAUCUUUGCAAGUUGCCAAUCAAGAUUGGUUAUAUAUGGAUAUUUCUGUUAAGAAAAGAUUAAAUCAAAUUUUCGUUAAGUAUCUUGGUUUAUAUGGUUUGGAUGAAUUAAUUAGAGAUGGUUUUGUGAGAACCUUUGGUUAUAGAGGUUCAAUAGCUGCAAGUGAGUGUGUUGAAUCUUUAACGUCGUUACUAGAACAUGAUAAUCAAAUUUUUGAAGAAUACGAAAAAGAAUCAAAUAAAGAGAAUUUGAAUCCUAACAGCAGAGAUAAUUAUAUCAAUAAAAGAAUAAUGAAAAAGGAAAAAAUAUGGAUAAGCAAUUUUUGGAAAAGUUGGGAUGCAUUAGAAAAUAAUAAUAUUAGUAAAAUUAAAAAUGGGCUAAAGUAUGCCAAACACUCCCAGCAGAUAAUUUUUCGAACCGGAAUGUUGAUUAUGGACAAGAAAUUAUUAAAAAACCUACGAGUUUUCAGAUUAGUUGUAUUGAAAGAUGGUAGUGAUUUAGAAUUUUUUAAAAAUCCAUUGAUGCUUUCGAGGUUGGGGAUUUGGAUUUUGGAAAUAUUGUCAGAAUAUGAAUUCUCGCCUCUUUUGCCAUUAGUUAUUGCUACUCUAGAUGUUUCUACGGAUACAUAUCUUGUAAUGGGAUUGGCAUCGAUUUACCCCAAGGGAAAGAAAAGAGACGACGAUGAUAUAAUGCUACUAGAUGAAAAUAAGACAAUGUUAAACACAUUUAGUAUAGCCUUUCAACAAGUAUCGGAAGCUACUGGGGCUAAGGUUAGAAUUGAUAGUUUUGAAAAUUCGAUCAUAGAGAUUAGAAAGGACGAUUUGACACCAUUUUUAGAACGUUUAACGCUCUGUGGUCUUAUAUAG
Molecule: messenger RNA, 1917 nt
Organism: Ascoidea rubescens DSM 1968
Lineage: Eukaryota; Fungi; Ascomycota; Saccharomycetes; Ascoideales; Ascoideaceae
Gene: CDC45
Product: DNA replication initiation factor CDC45
Exons: 6
Coding region: 1-1917 (638 amino acids)
Biological process (GO): mitotic DNA replication preinitiation complex assembly; double-strand break repair via break-induced replication; DNA replication initiation
Cellular component (GO): DNA replication preinitiation complex
Molecular function (GO): chromatin binding; DNA replication origin binding; single-stranded DNA binding
Source: RefSeq, a predicted model, not a curated record